This is a messenger RNA of Penicillium cataractarum, 606 nucleotides long. Its product is annotated as COX20 family protein. The coding region runs from base 1 to 606 and encodes 201 amino acids. The transcript is spliced from 2 exons. Gene Ontology annotation, cellular component: mitochondrion; mitochondrial inner membrane. NCBI's taxonomy places the organism in Eukaryota, Fungi, Ascomycota, Eurotiomycetes, Eurotiales, Aspergillaceae. Gene Ontology annotation, biological process: mitochondrial respiratory chain complex IV assembly. The record is from RefSeq and is a predicted model, not a curated record.
AUGGUUGAGGACUCUCGAGAGCCCAGUUCCUCACAGGAGCCUGGCAGCCAUCUCCCCGCCAGCAUCCCGAAUACCGACCCGAAAAAGCCAAAGCAUGACUUCCCGCAAUCGCAAGUUGGAAAGUUAUGGGAUGCCUUUGGCAACCCCGAAGAACCCGUGAACGCCCUCGCCAAUGCAUCGUACAAGCCCCGGGGUAAAGACCCGAAGGAUGUCUCAUACUCCGAUGUUGUCGGCACAGUAUCCAUGUCCGAAAUCUCAUCAUUCUACAAAGCACCAUGCGCACGUGAAUCUCUUUUGACUGGAAUUGGUGCUGGAUUUGGAAUCGGUGGUGUACGAGCUGUCUUUGGAGGAAUGCGUUCAUUAUGGUCCGCCGGAAAUUGGGCGGUUGGAGUGUUCGCAGUCACCUCUCUAGGAGCAUACGAGUUCUGCCGACGACGCCGGAUCCAAGAACUGCACGGCAUGAAAGAAGCCGUCGAACUUAUGAAGGAACUGAAGGAGAAGAAACAACGGGACAAGGAACGAGCCGCUGCAGAGGCGGCCCGGAGGGCAGAGGAGGAAAGGCAGAAAAAGAGUUGGACAAACCUCUCCAACUACAAGUUCUGGUAG